Molecule: messenger RNA, 817 nt
Organism: Plutella xylostella (diamondback moth)
Lineage: Eukaryota; Metazoa; Arthropoda; Insecta; Lepidoptera; Plutellidae
Source: RefSeq, a predicted model, not a curated record
AGGUAUGUCGUGUUUGGGCUCGUAGUGUUUCUUGUGAUGAGUACUUCCCACCGGACUGACUGAACUGACAUGAUGAUGGACUUCGGAGACUGCUACUAGCUGGAACCCUUCUUGCUUUUUGACAUUUUCUUUACUAAUAUUUUUUUUUUUGUUUAAGAUGGGAUGGUAUAAGAAGUUUGGAGUAACUCGAAAAAUGAUUAAUGCAAAUAGACGUAAUGCGCAAAUACGUAGAACGGUCAUAAUCGCGAGUAACCAAAAAAACACCCAGUCUGAUGAAAUAGAUAUUCAGGAACAACUUUGUUUAUCUGGAGACACUAACAAUUUCGACGAAAAAGAGAACAACCAAGAAACAAAUAAAAUAAAACCUCCGGAUGAACCUUGUUCAUCUAAAGUUAGCUAUGAAAUAUCUUAUGAUCUCAACGAAAAAGAGAUAAGGUCUUUUCAUAUUCAAGGGAGAAGAGUUGUAGAAAUAGAAUACUUCUUCAAACAGUUGCAAGAUAUUGGGAGCCACAGUUCAAUGUUUGAUUGUAACUUAAGUUAUAUUAAAAUUGUAAAUGAAGAAAAGGCUGGACUGAACUCCACGUUUAACAUGAUAUGUCAAAUGUAUGGUGCAAAGUUUCAAGUAAAGUCAUCCAAAGCUUCUGAAAGUAAAAUGGACAUAAAUGAAGAAGUUGUGGCUGGUAUAAUGUCUACGGGUGCAGGAUAUACACAAUUAAAUACUGUUCUAUGUCAUACCAAUAUUCCACCUAUGUCUUUACGACGAUAUCAAUCGACACAUGACAAAAUGUGUCAGUGGUGGGAAAAAACAGCACCCUGA